UUUUCCUACACCAAAAAAAAAGCUGGAACUUAACCAAUUAUCAAAUGAUAAAAAAAUCCUGGAAGACCCACAUUGGAAAGCCAACUUCUUGAUGAUUCAGUUUUCUAAAGUUUUGACUGGUCAUCUCUUACCUCUUCCUAUCUCAUGUGCUGUCAUGCUACUGAGGAUUCUACACAUGUACGGGUCUCUAAACUAGGCUACACCCCCCCCCCUUACUGUAGUUAAUUGAAAGAGAGCAGUUUUCAAGUUAAUUGCCAUGCAAGACCAUCCAAUUGGGAUUCCUGCUUGCUUUACAUCCGGUGAGAAGGUAGCUGAUGAUCCUGCCACAGUAACCAGGUCAGGGCAGAGUGUUUUCAUGUCUGCUUAUCGUACAAAGAUUGCCGAUCAGUGUCGUUUGAUCACAAUAACAUGGUGCAAGAAUCUGUUACUCCAUGGUCUAUCAGUAUCAGUAGAAGGUCCUGAAGGAGAGAGUCAGUACACCUGCAAAUUGGAGCUGAAGCCUUGGUAUUUUUGGAGGAAACAAGGCUCCAAACGGUUUGUAGUGGAGGGUAAAGCUGUGGAUAUCUUCUGGGACCUCAAGGCUGCUAAAUUCAAAGGUGAAACUGAGCCUAAUUCUGAGUAUUAUGUUGCUGUUGUUUGCGACGAAGAGGUUGUGCUUCUUCUUGGUGAUCUAAAGAAAGAUGCUUACAGGAAAACUGGGUGUAGGCCUGCUCUUAUUGAUCCCAUUUUGGUUUCAAGAAAGGAGCACAUAUUUGGCAAGAAGAAAUUCGCUACAAGAAUCAAGUUCCAUGAGAAAGGUCGGUUUCAUGAGAUCUCAAUAGAGUGCAAGAACGGAAGUAAUAGUGGCACUAUUGUUAGUAAUGGCAAUUCUAUUAAUGGGGAUGAACCAGAAAUGGAGAUAAGGAUAGAUGGGCAUUUGGUCAUUCAUGUGAAGCAUCUUCAAUGGAAAUUUAGAGGUAACGAGUAUAUUAACCUUCGUAAACUAAGAGUAGAGGUAUACUGGGAUGUCCAUGACUGGCUAUUUAGUCCUGGUUUAAGGCAUGCUUUAUUUAUCUUUAAGCCAAUAAUGUCAUGCACAUCUCUAUCAUUACUAUCAACUUCAUCUUCAUCACCUACACUAACUUCAUCGACAUCUACACCAUUGUCCUCCCAGACAGGAGGUUCUGGUUCACUAGAGGGGCUAAAUGCAGGUGGUGGAUCAUCUGAUUUUUGCUUGUUUCUCUAUGCUUGGAAAGUUGAAUGACUGUAGCGCCAAUGCUCCAUCGUCAUCAACAUCCAAAAGAAUAAGGUUGUAAAAAGGAAAGGAAAUAUGGGGUCUCCAUGGGAUGGGCCAGCACCAUGGGGUGGUGAGGAUACAGAUUGGGUUAAGAGAGUGACAGAUGAUUGGGUUGAGAAAGAAAAUGGGAUCCAAGAGAGACGCUGGGAGUUAGUUACAGCUGGGGAUGAACAAGUGGGCAUAAUUGGACAAGACAGAUUGUAUCAGAUAACAUGGCCAAUAUUAUUUCACAUCCAGAGGCAUCUUCCUGUUCACUUUUCUCCAAAAUUAUCUUUUCGUUUAUCUCUCUUUCACUUGAUCUGGUCUUGAAAUAUGAGAAGUUUGCUUUCCAAUUAUAUGUAGUAUGUGGAGUGCCUUAAUUUUAUAUACAGGAAAAAAGCUAUAUGACGACAUGUUUUCAGUAGGCUA
This is a messenger RNA of Populus trichocarpa (black cottonwood), 1684 nucleotides long. RefSeq lists its product as uncharacterized. NCBI's taxonomy places the organism in Eukaryota, Viridiplantae, Streptophyta, Magnoliopsida, Malpighiales, Salicaceae. The record is from RefSeq and is a predicted model, not a curated record. Bases 257 to 1243 code for a protein of 328 amino acids. The transcript is spliced from 2 exons.